AUGGCUGAAAGAGUUAAAAAGUUAUCAAAACUUUCUUCGACAUUGUGUAAGAGACUCCUAAAUAAUUUUUUCCAAGUUGUUGUAUGCCUGCCAGCCCGUCCGUUGAUUGCACGCGAACGAGCAGGCAGACGUGAAUGUGAGAAGCGAUCCGACGAAGACCUCAAUGAGCUCGUCAUAACAUGCCAUAUAAAACAUUUAUGCAGCAUGCAAAUCAUCGAUGGUCCCAGCAACGUCACCACCACUCUCGGUUCAAAGGUCAAAUUCAAAUGUUUGGUGGAAGCCUUUCCAAGCAACAUUACGUACAACUGGUACUUCAAUGACAAGAUCAUUCAAACUCCAGUCAGUAGAUUGCUUGAAAACUCAGGCGUGCAAGCUGACGGAGGCUACCUGAUGAAGAACGUCAGCGAGAAGAACAUGGGAUGGUACAAAUGUAAGCCCUACAAUGGAGUAGUUCAGUCGCCUGAAGCCUCUGCAUUUCUCAACGUCACAUAUGCUCCGAAAGUAAAAGACUUGAAGUUGUUGCAGUUUGUGAUGCGGGGUCUGGAGAGUUACAUCACGUGCCCUGUGGACGCCAACCCUCCAAUCAGCACCCUUAAGUGGUUCAAAGAAGAUAAACUGAUUCAAGUAACAAAAACUGAAUCGUCGAAACUUGAAGACUAUCCAAAUUAUGAAACCAACUUUAUCUCAUCAGCUGGAGAUUCUUCAUCUUCAUCCUCGUCAUCAUCGUCAUUGUCAUCCUCAAUCGUCAACUACAAGUUGUUUAUUCGCAACGUCAGUGAAGAUGACGCAGGCGCUUACACUUGCCUUCCUCUUUCCAGCAUGGGGGCAGGGCGCAUUUCUCCUCCAAUCAACGUCACCGUCAUUGGUUAG
Messenger RNA from Helobdella robusta, 870 nucleotides. RefSeq lists its product as hypothetical. The record is from RefSeq and is a predicted model, not a curated record. The transcript is spliced from 4 exons. Lineage: Eukaryota; Metazoa; Annelida; Clitellata; Rhynchobdellida; Glossiphoniidae. The coding region runs from base 1 to 870 and encodes 289 amino acids. Gene Ontology annotation, cellular component: neuron projection.